Ruditapes philippinarum (Manila clam) is the source of this 883-nucleotide messenger RNA. RefSeq lists its product as uncharacterized. Gene Ontology annotation, molecular function: carbohydrate binding. The coding region runs from base 1 to 744 and encodes 247 amino acids. The transcript is spliced from 4 exons. The record is from RefSeq and is a predicted model, not a curated record. NCBI's taxonomy places the organism in Eukaryota, Metazoa, Mollusca, Bivalvia, Venerida, Veneridae.
AUGCGCUACCGUAAUAUCUUGUCAGUGUAUAUUAUAUUUUAUUUUCGUGUAGUUUUGUCGGAUAGAAGGUUUGUUAACUACACGAUACGUACAACAGACACAACCGCCCAUUCAGGAAGACGGGCGUGUGCAGAAAAGUAUGCCGACAAUGAAUACUUUGCCGCCAAAAUCAAUGACGUAACUGGCGUUUGUAGUGGUUUAACAUGGAGCUGGGGUAGUAACCAACAAUAUGACCCUGGAUUUUCCUAUCUCAUGAAGAUAAAAACAAUAGAAAUCUACCAACCGGCGAAAGAUGUUUCAGAUGUCUUUGAUUGGUUGAUUCCUGGAUCAUUUGGUGCAGGUGGAAGCUUAGAAUUUUACAUCACAACGCCAGAUGGUGGCGCUUGGGAUAGGUUCGAUGUCAACUUACUGGAUACUACAGAUGUUAAUUACAACGUGUAUGGGGGAGCCUCUGAGACAGUUAUGCUACAUAUGAUGGUUGUGAGACAGCAUAACGAGCUCAUCUUCAAAACAUGGGUAGGUGGCUGGACAAACAUAUUAAGCAUGUCAAUUCCAUUUCCUGAAGGAAGUGUUACUAAGUUUACUAUAGUACCACAUGCAGACGUCUUGCAAGUAUUGAUGGACGAUGAACACUUAGUCCAGUACCCACAUACUGUCGAUCCUACCACUGCAAAAUUGAUCAACAUCAAUCCUUUUUCUAACACCUUAAUUAAGCUUCACAAUAUAACCUUAAUAGGUAUAUAGACCAAGAUCGACUUAUUAAAAUUCAUCAAAGCUAUCUUUUUCAAAUUCUUACAUAUUAUAAAUUUCUAUAAAAACAGUUACAAAAACUUAGAUAAAAUCGUCUUCUAUAUCUUUUAAAUAAGCCUUUCUUCCUUUUUGU